AUGGAAGCAAUAGACUCAAAGGAUAAGAAGGCCACCAUUCUUUUGAUGGGCCUGAGAAGGUCUGGAAAGUCCUCUAUCUGCAAAGUGGUCUUCCACAACAUGCAACCGCUGGACACGCUUUAUCUCGAAAGUACCUCAAAGCCCACAACUGAGACGUUUACAUCGCUAAUUGACCUGGCCGUGAUGGAAUUGCCGGGACAGCUCAGUUUGUUUGAACCUUCUCUGUACGAUUCAGAGAAGAUAUUUGCCUCUAUUGGUGCGCUUAUCUAUGUGAUUGACUCUCAAGACGAAUAUCUUAGUGCACUCCAGAACCUCGCAGUCAUCAUCAAUUACGCAUACAAGAUCAAUCCCAAACUCCAUAUCGAAGUGCUGAUUCACAAGAUUGACGGUCUUUCCGAGGACUUCCGCCUAGACACCCAACGUGACAUAAUGCAACGAGUCGGUGACGAUUUGCUGGAUUAUGGCUUAGAAGGAGUGCAGGUUUCGUUCUAUCUGACAUCAAUUUUUGAUCAUUCCGUGUACGAAGCUUUUUCGCGAAUUGUUCAGAAACUCGUGGUAGAACUCCCACAGCUAGAGAACCUGCUAGAUCUGGUUAUGCAGUACUCGGGCUUUGAUAAGGUGUUCUUGUUCGAUGUCAACUCCAAGAUAUAUGUUGCUACAGACUCGUCGCCAGUGGAUAUUCAAACGUAUGAGGUGUGUGCGGAAUUCAUUGAUGUUACUAUUGACCUGGACGGAUUGUAUGAGCAGUCCGAAGAGGCCUCGCGUCCCACAAAGUGUGUUUCAAGACUGCAGAGUGGGAGUGUGCUGUAUUUGCACAGAAUGAUCCGUGGUUUGGCACUGGUGGCUAUCUCCAGUUUUGGAAAGGAUGAUCCCAGGGCUGAGAAUCCAAACGUGAAAAAUGCGAUUUCAAUUAUCGACCACAAUGUGAAUGUCUUCAAGAAGAGUCUAGAGACUAUGUGGGAGGGUUCUCGUAUCAGGUAG
Messenger RNA from Kuraishia capsulata CBS 1993, 981 nucleotides. RefSeq lists its product as uncharacterized. The transcript is spliced from 2 exons. Gene Ontology annotation, cellular component: fungal-type vacuole membrane; nucleus; Gtr1-Gtr2 GTPase complex. The record is from RefSeq and is a predicted model, not a curated record. Lineage: Eukaryota; Fungi; Ascomycota; Pichiomycetes; Pichiales; Pichiaceae. Bases 1 to 981 code for a protein of 326 amino acids. Gene Ontology annotation, biological process: cellular response to starvation; positive regulation of TOR signaling; cellular response to amino acid stimulus. Gene Ontology annotation, molecular function: GTP binding; GTPase activity.